Messenger RNA from Oikopleura dioica, 468 nucleotides. The record is from the annotation of a GenBank genome assembly. NCBI's taxonomy places the organism in Eukaryota, Metazoa, Chordata, Appendicularia, Copelata, Oikopleuridae.
AUGACGAGCGAAAUCGUGCUGCGAGAAUACACCGAGGAUGAAAUCCAAGAGCUCCGGGCCUCCUACCCCGACUACAUUCCCAUGUCGGUGAUUAUGGACAGAGAAAAGCAGAAAAUACAGUCGGCGGAGUCUGAACGGCUUCAGAUUGGAAUCAGAAAGCUCAGCAAAGAAAUUACGAUUCUGCACCGCGAACUGACGACGAUUCGCGAAGUGACAGGGCCUGCCAUUUGCAAGAAAUGCGCGACUCUCAACAUGGCCUGGAAAAAGCUCUCCUGCAGCCACAUUUUGUGCACCGCUUGUAUUCAAGUGAUGGUGAAGCAGCGCCAGGCUGAAAUCAUAGAAGAGACUCACGAGCGACUAAAUCUUGAAAACGGAGGGCGAAAAUUCAUCUCCUGGCGCACAAAAUACCCGAAAGUAAACGAGUCCGACCCCGCUGAAAUUUGCCCUUUUUGCCGCCCGAAGAAAUGA